This is a messenger RNA of Trichobilharzia szidati, 1121 nucleotides long. The record is from the annotation of a GenBank genome assembly. NCBI's taxonomy places the organism in Eukaryota, Metazoa, Platyhelminthes, Trematoda, Strigeidida, Schistosomatidae.
UUAAUUUAUGGGUAUAUUCCAAAUCACAUUUCUUUUCAUUAUUACAAAUGUAUCAUCAACGUAAUGUACCCGUCCAGAAUUUUGGUUUAAUUAUAGGUAGAGCUAUUAAUUCUAAUCUUUGUAUGAUGCCAGCUAUAAUUCUGAUAUGGGCGAUGAUCCCAUUGGUGUUUUUCUUUUAUCUGUUCGUAGAAAACUUAAUUUAUCUAAAAUCUACGCAUUUCGAAUAAUCUGAUCUCAUAUUGUACUUGUAAUAGGCAUUUACACGAACAAUAAUAAAUCAUUAAGUUGGCGUAACAGAACGAAUAUAGGUCAUAUUUUAAAAGGGCUACAUUGAAGGUCGAAACAAAAAUGCAUGCAAAUAAAUAAAAAAAAGGUGGAGAUAAUAGUACAUUCAUUUUAAAUUUCAAAACAGAAUUAACUAUGAAAGGAUUAGUGGAAUGCUAAAUUGUUUGGUGAAUAUAUAAAGGUGACUUAAUCUUCCGAAGCCGACGUGAAGAACCUAGAAGACCUGGAUUUCGCGCGUGGAUGAUUUAUGUUUGAUGUCACACAAAAUCGAAGACUUACAAGCGAAAACCGACAAACUGGUCGAAGAAGCAGGCAGUGAAGACAGGACUCCAGGUGAACAUAGACAAGACGGAGGUUAUGAAAAUAACCAACCAACAACAACAACAACAGCAACAUCCAGCGCCAAUCACCAUCAACGGGAGGGAUUUGAAAGAGGUUAAUUCAUUCACUUAUCUAGGGAGCAUUGUCUCAACUACAGGAGGAACGGACGAGGAUGUCAAAUCGAGAAUCGGGAAGGCGAGAAACACAUUCAUCAACCUGAAACCAAUCUGGAAAUCUUCUUCACUCAACUCAGCAUCAACAACAAAAUUCGGAUUUUCAAUACAAACGUCAAGUCAGUCAGUUCUUCUAUACGGAUCAGAAACUUGGCGGGUCACAAAGAAUAUUUCCAACAGCCUGUUGCAGACCUUUAUCAACAACUGUCUUCGCUCUAUGCUGAAGAUCAGAUGGCCGGAAAGAACAAAACCAACAAGAAACUAUGGGAACAAACAAAACAAGAACCAAUCGCCCAACAAAUAUGCAGGAGAAAGUGGAGAUGGAUUGGACACUCGCUGAGG